This is a messenger RNA of Fimicolochytrium jonesii, 1235 nucleotides long. RefSeq lists its product as uncharacterized. The record is from RefSeq and is a predicted model, not a curated record. The transcript has a single exon. The annotation marks the transcript as partial. NCBI's taxonomy places the organism in Eukaryota, Fungi, Chytridiomycota, Chytridiomycetes, Spizellomycetales, Powellomycetaceae.
GGCCACCUACGCCAACGCUGCCGGUAGGUUUGAUAAAUCUCUUCUUGUUCAAAUGCACUGUCAAUAUCUCACAUUCAUCGCCUCUUUAGCCCUUGAUCGCCGUGACGACGCACAAUGUAUCAGCUACAACAACAACUGCGGUGAGCUCCAAGCCGCCGUGCAGUGUGAAACCCGUACGCUUGAAGAUUACGACUGCGGAUGGGCCACGCAGAAGCAGGGAGGUGAAACCGUUACACACCGCAUGGGUUACUGUGUCGCUUGCGAUGGGAAGCAAAUCAAAACCAACCACGCAAUCCACGAUGUGCCCAUGUUUGACGUGACCUCCGCGUUGCAUGCGCCUGAAGGGUUCAUUAAGGCCGUUGAGAACGCCUGUGCAGCCGCAUGUCCGCAGCAAGGAUGGAGCAUCAGAGAUGAAAGGGUAAAUGGACCUUCCAUCGCGGGGUGCGCCUGCUUGCCCAGCGGCCGCUUCGCUGACUUGAGCUCGCAAUUUGCGCGUCUCGGCUGGCACAAGGAUGCCCCGGUCCAGAAACCUACGACGACUGCCGUCGAAGAGCCCACUACCGCCGUCGGAGAGCCCACUACCGCCGUCGGAGAGCCUACUACCGUCGUUGAGGAGCCCACUACCGUCGUCGAGGAGCCCACUACCGUCGUCGAGGAGCCCACAACCGUCGUCGGAGAGCCCACUACCGUCGUCGAAGAGCCCACUACUAUCGUCGAGGUGCCCACUACUAUAGUCGAGGAGCCCACUACCAUCGUCAACGAGCCCACUACCGUCGUCGAAGAGCCCACUACUAUCGUCGAGGAGCCUACUACCAUUGUCAACAAGCCCACGACCGUCGUCGAGGAGCCCGUAUCUACUUCCACUGGUGAGACCAUCGAGACCAUUGUCGUCACCGCUCCCGCACACCAGGAUGAACCCGUCAGCGGUGAAACCAAGUUGGUUGCUGCGGCUGCCAGCAUUGGCUUCGGCGUCGUCAGCGCCCUGUUGUUGAUCUGAGAUUGUAGAGAUACCAUGGACCCCGUUUGUUUUUCUCUUGUCCUAGUUCAUUGUUAUCGGCCGUAGUACUUUCGGCCGUGGGACCUCAUUCGCUUAGAAGUGAUCGAGAUUGUGCAUAGGAAUGUUCUCAAUAGAUUGUAAGAGACUAGACCUUACACAAAAUACAUAUACCAUUCUUUGCUCUUCAAAUGCCGUGGCGUUCCUGUGCUGUGGUCGCUGUCGUGAGCGUGUCGGAGUG